AUGGCUGAAAAUGUAAACAAGUACGCUGUUGUCACUGGAGCAAACAAAGGGAUUGGUCUUGAGAUUUGCAGGCAGUUGUUGUCUGAAGGUGUAACAGUGGUGUUAACGGCUAGAGACGAGAAUCGAGGACUCGAAGCUGUUGCAAAUCUCAAAGGCUCUAAUGGGGUUUCAGAUUCUGCUGCUGAUAUACUUUUUCAUCGGCUUGAUGUGACUAAUUUAGCAAGUACUGCUUCUCUGGCUGAGUUUAUCCGGUCUCAUUUUGGAAGGCUUGAUAUCUUGGUAAACAAUGCAGGGAUUGGUGGUGUAACUGCCGAUGCUGAUGCUCUGAAAGCCAUCACUGGGGCUGGCAGCGGGACUGGAGGAGCAAAUGUCAACUGGAAUGAGAUAUUGAGUCAGACAUAUGACUUAGCCAUUGACUGUAUCGAGACAAACUAUUAUGGUACCAAAAGAACAACCGAAGCUCUUUUACCUCUGCUGAGGCAGUCUUAUUCCCCCAGGAUUGUUAAUGUAUCCUCUGCAAUGGGGAAGCUUAAGAAUAUACCGAACGAGUGGGCCAAAGGGAUACUAAACGACGCUGAAAAUCUUACAGAAGAGAAAAUCGAAGAGGUGUUGAGUGCGUUCCUUAAAGACUUCAAAGAGAGUUCCCUUGAAGCCAAAGGCUGGCCUCGGUUUUUCGGUGCUUAUACAGUUUCUAAAGCGGCCGUGAAUGCCUACACGAGGGUUCUUGCCAAGAAAAACCCAGAUUUCAAGAUUAACUGUGUGUGCCCUGGAUUUGUAAAAACCGACAUAAACUAUAAUACCGGUUUAUUGACGGUUGGAGAAGGUGCCGAAAGCCCGGUGAGGCUGGCUCUGUUGCCUAACGAUGGGCCUUCGGGCCUAUUCUUUGUGAGGAAAGAGGUUUCAUCUUUUGUGGAAUGA
This is a messenger RNA of Striga hermonthica, 918 nucleotides long. The record is from the annotation of a GenBank genome assembly. NCBI's taxonomy places the organism in Eukaryota, Viridiplantae, Streptophyta, Magnoliopsida, Lamiales, Orobanchaceae.